Messenger RNA from Rangifer tarandus platyrhynchus (Svalbard reindeer), 480 nucleotides. The record is from the annotation of a GenBank genome assembly. NCBI's taxonomy places the organism in Eukaryota, Metazoa, Chordata, Mammalia, Artiodactyla, Cervidae.
AUGCCAGAACGAUCAGAAGACAAUAUCAGAAGCAGACAACUGUCCCAAAAUACUAGACCUGACCAAAAGGUCAUGGCAUCGCCAAGCCAACGUUUCAAUUCCACUUUAGAUGACAACCGGCGAGUGAACUUUCGAAAGAAGCUUCUGAUUAUUAACUUGGCCCUGGGGGAUGGAGACGUGGAGUGCUUGAAGUUUCUCUGCCAAGACUACAUCACCCCCAGAAAACUGGAAACGUGCAGCAGAGCCUUGGAUAUUUUCGAGUGCCGGCUGCAGCGGGAGCUGCUGAGCGCGGAAGACCCCUUCUUCCUAGCGGAGGUCCUCUACGCCAUUCAGCACGAGGUCCUGCUGCAGCGCGUCGGCUGCACCAAGGAGCAGGUGCAGAGCUGGCUGCACGCCCGCGGCAGGGCCUCCCACUUCAGGCGGAUUCUUUACCCGCUGAGUUACCAGGGAAGCACACUUGGAGCCAAAAUGACAAAAUGA